CGCCGCGGCUGUCACUUUCUUGGCCAGCCGGCGCGCGCUGGGUGCCGCUUGGGGUCUCCGUGGGCGAUGGCAGCCCUGAGGGUGUUGCUGCGGUGGCGGCGGCGCCGGUGGUGCUGCUGCUCCCCUCCUUCCGAGCUGCCUCCGCGCCGCCUGCUGCUGCUCUGGAGCGCGAGAGGCAAGGACCGGGCGGCGCCGAAGAGCGGUCUGAGCGCGGCGGCGGCAGGGGCUGCCGGCGGAGCGCUGGCUUGGCUCGUCUGUCAGCGCUUCUACGGCGAGCGGGAAGCGGUGUUAGGCGGCAAAGGACGCCCCUCAGAGGGCCGGGGGUUGCUGCCCAUCCCUGUGGCGGCGGCUGCCAAGGAGACCGCGACCACAGAUGGUAGACCAGAUUAUGAAGAUCUGGAUCUCUAUGCAACUUCCCGAGAGCAGCGGUUUCGUAUGUUUUCCAGUUUAGAAUUUGAAGGGCAACUAUUCAUGACACCAUAUGACUUCAUUCAGUCUGUUUCAAAUGAUGAACCAAGACAACCAAAGCAGUGGAAGUCUCUUUCAAAGCAGGAAUUGAAUCAGAUACUUCUAGAAACUCCACCAGUUUGGAAAGGAUCAUCUAAACUUUUUCGGAAUCUCCGGGAGAAAGGUGUGAUUUCUUACACAGAAUAUCUCUUUCUGUUAUGUAUCUUAACAAAGCCACAUGCUGGUUUUAGAAUAGCUUUCAACAUGUUUGAUACAGAUGGAAAUGAGAUGGUGGACAAAAAAGAGUUCUUAGUGCUGCAAGACAUCUUCAGAAAGAAAAAUGAGAAGAAAGAAAGAAGAGGAAAUGAAGAGAAGCGUGCUAUGUUGCACCUCCAACUUUAUGGAUACCAUAGUCCUACUAACGCAGUGCUAAAAACAGAAGGAGAGGACCUUGUUCCAAGAAGCUAUUGGGAUACUCUGAGACGUAGCACAAGCCAGGCACUCUUUUCAGACCUUGCAGAGCGUGCAGAUGACAUCACCAAUUUACUGUCAGAUACUACUCUGCUGAUCCACUUUUUUGGCAAAAAAGGAAAAGCUGAACUUAACUUUGAAGAUUUUUAUAGGUUUAUGGAUAACCUCCAAACUGAAGUUCUUGAAAUAGAAUUCCUUUCUUACUCUAAUGGGAUGACUACCAUCAGUGAAGAAGACUUCGCUCAUAUACUUUUAAGAUACACAAAUGUUGAAAAUACAUCAAGCUAUCUGGAAAACGUGCACAGCAGUAUCCCAGAAGAGCAGGGCAUUACAUUUGAUGAAUUCAGAUCAUUUUUCCAGUUUUUGAACAAUCUAGAAGAUUUUGCAAUUGCGAUGCAGAUGUAUAAUUUUGCAAACCGUUCAAUAGGACAAGAUGAGUUCAAGCGUGCAGUAUAUGUAGCCACAGGUUUGAAGCUUUCACCACAUUUAGUGAGCACUGUCUUUAGGAUCUUUGAUGUAGACAAAGAUGAUCAGCUGAGCCACAAAGAAUUUAUUGGUAUUAUGAAAGACAGAUUACAUCGAGGAUUCAGACCAUGUCUUCAUCAAAUACGGUCUGAUCCAACUUGCAGGUGAUCAAGGAUACAAAAGUGUGCAGAAAUACACAACUUUCAAAUCAUGUGUGAAGAAAGAACUCAAUAGCAACAGAUAAAUCAUG
Molecule: messenger RNA, 1633 nt
Organism: Anolis sagrei ordinatus
Lineage: Eukaryota; Metazoa; Chordata; Lepidosauria; Squamata; Anolidae
Gene: MICU3
Product: mitochondrial calcium uptake family member 3
Biological process (GO): mitochondrial calcium ion homeostasis; calcium import into the mitochondrion
Cellular component (GO): uniplex complex
Molecular function (GO): calcium ion binding
Source: RefSeq, a predicted model, not a curated record